GAGAGACGACCGAGCUGUCAAACGGCAACAGUCGGAAAUACCAAAUCCGGUCCCCGGUGGCGACCACACAUCGCACUUUGACUCCUCCGCGGGCAACAACGGACGACGAGGUGGAGGAAGCGGAACUUCGAGAACCUUCCGAGCCUUUCAACCUUCCGUGGACCCGCUCUACCCGCCCCGGGGCGACGGAGCUAACCCAACUUCAACUGUUCCGCCGUUGUGUCCGCGGCUAACGGUUAGCUCGCGCUUUAGCCUCGAGUUUUGUUGACUCCCGUUUCCCGUGAGGAGCCGCGGACCCACGGAGCGCUUCUCCUGGAGGGGGUUUAUCUUGUUACCGGCAUGGAGCCCGACUGUUUCUAGAAAAAUCGCCACGAAAUAACAUCAGGUCUCAGAGGGCUCAUGACAGCUCCGUCCAACAUGUGAAGACACUCUCAUCCUGGUGGACUCCCCCACUCACAAGCAGCGAGCAACUGGACCAGCAGGGGACGCCAUCUUGGAUCCAGCCCACCAACGCACUACACCGAGGGAAGCCUUUGAAAACCCUCGGCGCCAUUUUAAAAACCCCCGUCCUCUGGUCAUGUGUGUACGCCACGGGAGAAGGCCCACAACACCCUCCCCGGCGUCGCCCUCUUUCACGCCAUAAUGAACCGCAGUAAACGCAACUCCAUCGCCGGGCUUCCCACGCGGCCCGAACGCAGCGAGGAGGACGGCGUCGGGGGCGGAGACACGGGCAUGGGCCCGCCUUCACAGGCGGGCCGGGUGUGGCCCUCCUCCUACAGAGCCCUCAUCAGCGCCUUCUCCCGUCUCACUCGCCUCGAUGACUUCACCUGCGAGUGGAUCGGCUCCGGCUUCUUCUCCGACGUCUACAAGGUACGUCACCGGGCCUCGGACCAGGUCAUGGCUCUGAAGAUGAACAAGAUGAGCAGCAACAGGGCCAACAUGCUGCGAGAGGUGCAGCUGAUGAACCGGCUGAGCCACCCGCACAUACUCAGGUUCAAGGGAGUGUGUGUGCACGAGGGCCAGCUGCACGCUCUGACCGAGUACAUCAACGGGGGGAACCUGGAGCAGCUGCUCGACAGCAACCAGCACCUGAGCUGGCCCACCAGGGUGAAGCUGGGCUCCGAGAUCGCCAGCGGCUUAGCCUACCUGCACUCCAAAGGCAUCUUCCACCGGGACCUCACCUCCAAGAACUGCCUGAUCAAAUGUGAGGACGGCGGCUACACGGCGGUGGUGGGAGACUUUGGCCUCGCGGAAAAGAUCCCCACCAAUCCAGCCGAGGUGGAGAAGCUGUCGGUGGUUGGCUCUCCUUUCUGGAUGGCUCCAGAGGUCCUGAGAAAUGAACCCUAUGACGAGAAGACCGACGUGUUCUCCUACGGGAUCAUCCUGUGUGAGACCAUCGCCAGGGUCCAGGCCGACCCCGACUUCCUGCCCCGCACCGAGAACUUCGGCCUGGACUACCACACGUUCCAGCACAUGGUCGGUGACUGUCCGCACGACUUCCUCCAGCUGGCCUUCAACUGCUGCAACAUGGACCCUAAGCUCCGUCCUUCCUUCCCGGACAUCGUGAGGCACUUCGAGGGGGUCGUCGCCGGCCUCAAAGCCGACGAGAUGGAGCACGAGUGUGACCAGCUGAGCGGAGACGGGGACAAGAAGGCGGCCUCUAAAGGUGAGAAGCUCCAGGGCGUCAAGCGGCUGAACUCUCUGGGUUUCCAUGACGAUAAGAUCCCCCCUAAAUCCCCGCGGCCCCGCCGGAACAUCUGGCUGAGCCGCAGCCAGUCGGACAUCUUCUCGUGCAAGCCGGGGCGGAAGGUGAACGUCCAGGACCCGUACUACCACCCGCCCAGCGGGCACCGGGCCUCCAAGGCCCGCAAGAUCAACCCCUUCACGGCCCGGGAGGACCUGUGCGGGGGCAAGAUCAAGUUCUUCGACGUGCCCAGCAGCUCCGUGUUCUCGCUGGUGUUUGACCUCCGCUCGCCGCCGGGCAGCGCGUUCGGCGACCGGGCGCCGGGCCCCGCAGGCGGCCACCAGGUGGCGUCUUACUCCUGGAUGCAGCUGCCCGGGAGACGGUGCCACUCUCUGCCGGUGUCCCCCCAGCUGCCCCGCUCAGAGGGCUUCCCCCCCGCCGCCGCCGACAACAGCACGCUGCCAGCAUUUAACUUCCAGUCUGACGCCCUCUUGGCGGGAAAUGAAGUCCGUCAGAAAGCUGAGCCGAGUGUCUGGGCCAAGAGAUACGUCGUGGUCGAGAUCCCACCUUACUGCAGGCAGCAAGGAGAGGAGGAGGGCAGGAAGGGGGAACAGGGGGAGGAGCAAGAAGAGGAGGAGCAAGAAGAGGAGGAGCUUGGGGAGAGCUGGUCUCCGAUGGUCCCCAGCAUGGAGAGACACAGUGGGGAGGCCAUGGACUGCUCCAGCAUCCUGGAGGAAGAGGAGGAACAAGAGAUAGGCCCAGACCCCAUGUAACACACACACACACACACACACACCAGGAGGACAUGGAUUCGGACUGACAUGGUUCAAAAAUGAAAAUUUGAGAAAAAGAAAAAAAAGGUAUCGUUCAAGUGACUGUAUCACAUGUUGAUUCAUAAAUCAAGCGCACCCGAUGGAGGUAAACAACUUUCAGAGAUAUUAUCACCCGGGUGGGACAACACAAAACUGCUUUCAUCAACACGACGGACACUCGAGAUUAUUGUUUUGAGAAAGGUUGUUUAUAUUUAAUAUUGUGAGAUGGGGUUGAUUUUUGUCUUUUAAUUGUGUGUGUGUAUGUUUGUCUGUGUUUAUGUCCCUCUGUGAGGCAAACGUUUGUAUGAAAUCAAAAGAAUCUCAAACUUUUUCUGAUUUAUUGAUUGAGGCGCUGAUAUUCAGACGGUAAAGUGAGAUUUAUAAUAAUAAACAAUAACAACUGCCUGAAAACCAACAUGAGACAUUUCACAGCAUAUCUGAUUCACAGGUCGAGAUAUUAAAUCCAGAUAUUAAUAUUGUUUAAAAACAAAUUAAGUCCCUGUAAAGUUUUAUUUAUUUAUUUUGUAUUUAGAAGUUGCUCCUUGAAAAGCCAACUUUAAAAUCUCAGAUGUCGGACUGUACCUGAACGCAUCACAAGUUUUACAAAACAAUCCCGUCUUCCGGCUCCAUCGACAGUGAAGACGAAGCAAUAAAUUUUUUUAAAUCGA
Molecule: messenger RNA, 3164 nt
Organism: Pseudoliparis swirei
Lineage: Eukaryota; Metazoa; Chordata; Actinopteri; Perciformes; Liparidae
Gene: tesk2
Product: testis associated actin remodelling kinase 2
Exons: 13
Coding region: 643-2457 (604 amino acids)
Biological process (GO): protein phosphorylation; actin cytoskeleton organization
Cellular component (GO): cytoplasm; nucleus
Molecular function (GO): ATP binding; protein serine/threonine kinase activity
Source: RefSeq, a predicted model, not a curated record